CAAAGUUGUAUGUAAACAAACUUACCAGUGCGUUGCAAUCGUACAACAAAAUAGUCGCUAUACAUUUCAUUUGCAUUUACAAAAGUAUUUCAAACAUAUUCAUAUACAAGCAGUGCCUCAAGACGAUCCAAAUUUCGUUCCUUCUCUUGGAAAGAUGUUACCAAACAUCUUUUGUCGUGUUUGUGCCACUACUGACACUGCGCUCGAUUUGUUGGACAUUUUUGAGAAAGAAGAUGCAUCAGAGUGUGUUGCGGAUAUGCUGCUAGAGGUGGCAGAAGUCAAGGUGACGGUUGAUGAUGGAUUCCCCCAAAGCUGCUGUAAACAAUGUCACACCGAUCUCGUUCGAGCUGUGACCGUGAGACGGAAAUGUAUUGAAUCAGAGAAAUUGUUCCAUGCUACGGUUGAAUCUUGCUAUAGUGUAAUCGACGAGCAGUACGAUGAUCAAUCGGAUAGCUUGUCCAUCGCAUCGCCAAAUCCCGAGCAUAUUGCUCUCGAAGAGAAUUUCACGUACCGCUGCUGCGAAUGCUCUAUAGAUUUCGGCGAUUCCGAAGCCCUUAAAAUACACUACGAAUCAAAGCAUGCCAAAGUAAUUCACGGUUGGGAGAGCUUUGGACUCAGUGAAAUCUCUCUGUUCGACACCACUGACGAAGAAGUAGAGGAAGAUGCAGGCGCUUAUCCACAGGCGCCCGAGCCGUUACAGACAAACAAGUUGCUGGAGCUAUACCGAUGCUGCGGAUGCAUGCUGAUAUUCGAUACUGACGCAGACCUUCAACAGCAUUCGGAAACCGUACAUGCCUCCAACGCUUUGCAAGUGGACGGUGACAACGCGUGGCAAUGCAAUGUAUGCUAUAAAUUGUUUACAUGCGCAGCUGCCCUAGAAAAUCAUCAAAAUACUGUAUAUUUUCUGCGAUACCAAUGUUACACCUGUGGGCUGCUUUUCGGAACGCAAGCUCAUUUGGCGCGGCAUGAAUUUAAGCAUAUGCGUGGCAAGUUCACCUGCGAACCUUGUGAGAAGAUUUUCUCCAACCCCCAAUCGAUGAGGAGACACAUGCAACGGUUUCAUGACAAACCGCGCAUAUUGCGAACGCAGGAAAAGCACAUUUGCGGCGAGUGCGGCAAAGCUGUGCAUUCCGCUGCGUAUCUUGUAUCCCACAUGAGGCUACACUCGAAGGAGCUACCGUUUACCUGCACCUUAUGUGGAGCCCGGUUCAAGCUGGUCCGCUACUUGAAAUGGCACAUGGCAAUGCACAAGGGACUGUACAAGUGCAAGCAAUGCGAUUCGUCGUACAAGAGUCCAUCCGAACUGCAGGAGCAUAUGAAUCGUCAUACCGGUACAAGGGCAUUUUGCUGCUUUUUGUGUGGAAAUGGAUUUCACAACAAAAAGAAUCUUAACAAACACUUGCGUAUGGUCCAUUCUCAUUACGUAAGUAAAAAGAAAGAAUAAACUCCAGUACGUUCUGUAAAA
This is a messenger RNA of Anopheles gambiae (African malaria mosquito), 1465 nucleotides long. Its product is annotated as zinc finger protein 91-like. Gene Ontology annotation, molecular function: zinc ion binding. Lineage: Eukaryota; Metazoa; Arthropoda; Insecta; Diptera; Culicidae. The record is from RefSeq and is a predicted model, not a curated record. Gene Ontology annotation, cellular component: nucleus. The transcript is spliced from 3 exons. Bases 155 to 1444 code for a protein of 429 amino acids.